This is a messenger RNA of Solea solea (common sole), 4335 nucleotides long. It is a transcript of the gene hltf, whose product is annotated as helicase-like transcription factor. NCBI's taxonomy places the organism in Eukaryota, Metazoa, Chordata, Actinopteri, Pleuronectiformes, Soleidae. The coding region runs from base 121 to 3018 and encodes 965 amino acids. Gene Ontology annotation, molecular function: ATP-dependent chromatin remodeler activity; nucleic acid binding; ATP binding. The transcript has 25 exons. The record is from RefSeq and is a predicted model, not a curated record.
AUAUGCGGAGAAGAUAAACAGUAUGGACGAGUUGUUUAAUACCGAAAAAUAAGUAAUUGAAUGUGUCAGUAAUCGUAUCUAUCCGUAUAAGACGUUUUGCGAGACAAAUUGGGUGUCAUCAUGUCCCAGGCCUGGCAGAGGUUUGGUUGGGGCAGGUUUACUGAAGUGGACCUCUUCACUGACCGCUAUGGGACCAAUAUCGAGUCCCUGUCCCAGGCCAUCAGAGCUGCAGCGUCCGAGGAGCCGGACGCAGAUGGCAGUGUGCUGUUUGGCCACAUAAAGGGCAAUGUGGUCGGCCUCAGAUAUUACAAAGGAGUGGUCAAUCCGGGGGAAAUGGUUGGUUUAGUGCGAGAGCCCCAGAACCAAUAUGACCGCAAUGCAGUGAUGGUUACCAACAUUAAUGGUAAUCGGGUUGGACACAUAAAGCGGGAGCUGGCAGCACCUAUGGCCCACAUCAUGGACAACAACUUGGCUAAAGUGGAGGGUGUGGUGUACUUAGGAACUACCAACCAGUUUAAUAUGCCUGUGACGCUGUCGUUCUGGGGGAGAGAAGAGAACAAAGAUGCCGUGACUAAAUCCUUGGCACGCCAUGGUUUUAAACUGAACAUGGGUCUAGUCCUGGCAAAAGGAACAGGAAAAUAUAAUCAACCAGGUGCUUUUGCAACGGCGUCUAAAAAAGGUGUGACCAUCCCACUAACUGCAGAGGAGCUGAAGAAUGCAUUUGAUAAUCUGUUCGAGGGCCUGAUGGAGAGUAAAGAUGGGGAAAGAGAAGCAGCUGAGUCUGUGGGCACUCCUCUCUUGCUUCACCAGAAGCAGGCACUGUCCUGGAUGUGUGCUCGAGAAAACAAAUCUGCACUGCCACCGUUCUGGGAGAAGAGAGGAGACCUGUACUACAACACCGUCACAUGUUUCUCUGCCAAAGAAGUACCAGAGAGGGUUCGUGGGGGAAUAUUGGCAGAUGACAUGGGACUGGGAAAAACUCUGACGACCAUUGCUCUGAUCCUCACCAACUUCCACAAUGGAAAACCACUGCCUGUGGAGAAAUGUGAAAAGGGGUCCUCACCUAUGAAAGCCGCAACCAAACCACUGACGGAUUCCAAACUGGAAGGAAGCAGCAGUGCUGUGGAUGAAGGGGCAAGAGUUAGUGAUGCAACUGCUGCUUCUCUAUGCUCAGACCUUCCUCAGGCAGAGGUCAUCUGUGUUGAUAAACCAGACAUUGUGGACCUAACAGAUUCGCGCAAAGGAAAGGCUAAAGCCACCAAGCGAAAGGCCACUAAAGUGGCCCCAAAGCUGCUGGACGAUCUGGACUUUGCUGCAGCACUCAGUGGGUCAGCAGCACCAGACACAGCCUCAAAAAAGAAGAAAACUGCCAAAAAAGCCACUCCAGCAUCAACCACUGCCGUUGAGGAACCUGAAAGUGCCGAAGAUCUGUCAGCCAGAGCAACCCUAAUCAUCUGCCCGCUGUCUGUGCUCAGCAACUGGCUGGAGCAGUUUGAGCAGCAUGUGCGUGCCAAUGUGAAGCUGAACGUGUACUUGUAUUACGGCGCGGAGCGCAACAGGAGCCAGAAGUUUUUGUCCUCCCAGGAUGUGGUGAUCACCACCUACAACGUUCUGUCCACUGACUUUGGGAAUAAAAGUCCCCUCCACGGGAUCAGGUGGCUGAGGGUCGUUCUGGAUGAGGGACACGUCGUAAGAAACCCAAAUGCACAGAUGAGCAAGGCUGUGCUCGACCUGAAAGCCAGCCGACGCUGGAUUCUUUCAGGUACUCCAAUCCAGAACCACGUGAAAGACCUGUGGAUGCUGCUGGCUUUCCUGCGCGUGAAGCCGUUUGACGUGAAAGAGUGGUGGAACAGAGUGAUCCAGAGGCCCGUCACGCAGGGAGACAAGACCGGCCUGCAGAACCUUCAGACUCUGGUGAAGUGCAUCACGCUGCGGCGGACCAAGAGCACUGAGGUGAAUGGGCGCCUCCUGGUGUCUCUGCCCGAGAAGUCCAUAUUUGUGGAGCAGGUGGAGCUGAGCCAGCAGGAGAGAGAGGAGUACGAGCUGGCGCGCAAUGAAGGGAGAAACACCAUCAGCAGAUAUGUAGCAGAAGGGACAAUGUUGGGGAACUAUGCUGAUGUGUUGGUCAUCCUGAUGAGGCUUCGACAGCACUGCUGCCACCCUGGUCUGCUGUCUAAGACGUCCCCGGAAUCAGGUGCUGCAGCGACACCCACAGAGCUGAGAGAGCGUCUGAUAGAGAAGCUGCGGUUGGUGUUGGCCAGCGGCUCUGAUGAGGAAUGCGCCGUGUGUCUCGAGUCGGUCCGUCUCCCCGUCAUCACACACUGUGCCCAUGUUUACUGCCAGCCCUGCAUCGCACAGGUCAUCUGCGUUGAGAAGGAGACGGCGCGCUGUCCUCUCUGUCGAAGUGAAAUCAAAACCAGUGAGCUUGUGGAGUUUCCACAGGAGGAAAUGGAAGAAGACAAUGGGACAAAUUCUGAGAGGUGGAGGACAAGCUCAAAGGUGCAGGCGCUUCUGGGAAACCUGUUGAGGCUGCGAUGUGAAGACGGCAGCAUCAAGUGUUUGGUCGUCUCUCAGUUUACACGUUUCCUCACCAUACUGGAGACUCCACUCAGAGAGCAUGGUUUCACUUUUGUGCGUCUGGAUGGUACCAUGAGCCAGAAGAAGAGGACACAGGUGAUCCGGGAGUUUCAGAGCUCUGCAGCUGAAAGCCCUACCAUCAUGCUGCUGUCACUCAAAGCUGGAGGGGUGGGGCUCAACCUGACCGCCGCCUCUCGUGUUUUCCUCAUGGACCCUGCAUGGAACCCAGCAACUGAGGAGCAGUGUAUUGACCGCUGCCACCGUCUGGGUCAGACCAAGAAAGUUGUCGUCACCAAGUUUAUUGUCAAAGACUCGGUUGAGGAGAACAUGGUGAAGAUCCAGAGGCAGAAGCAGGACCUGGUGGAGAAAGCGUUCGGCUCCACAAGCGCCAACAGGAAAACCUCUCGCAUUGAUGACAUCAAAGCUCUAAUGGAGCUGUAGAUGGACACACGUGAACAUGGCCUUUAAGUUCACAGACCGUUCGAGCUGCAGUAGACUGUAUUGCUGGUAAAUAGUUGAUUGAGGGUCAUAAAACAGCUCGCUCCAACACACCUGAUUCAAAUAAGUGGGUCGUUUUCAGGCUUCUGCAGUGCUUGCUGAUGAGCUGACUAUUUGAAUCAGGUGUGUUGGAGCAGUGAAACAACUGAACACCAGAAUUGACAAACACUGAUAUCUGAUAUAGAAGAUGGGUUUAGUGUUGUGAGCACUCCCUGCAUUCCAAAUAGUUGAGAUAAAUUCUAAUCUCCAUAUGACGCAGGCGAGUGCAGAAAAAUGCACGUUGCUCUUGGCUCUGUGUGAAGGCCACUUAGACCUUCCUUCUUUUUUCUUAGGUUUCUUUGCAGCACAGGAGAUAGUUUUCUGUUGCUGCAUCACUGGAAAGGAUUUGUGUGCACAGUAAGUAAAGUGGAACACUCGUCAAAGUCGACUUUGACGAGUGUGUUCCACUUGGAAUUAAACGGUUUUGAUGGUUUAGGGCAGUGUUUCCCAACCCUGGUCCUCAGGGAACACUGCCCUGCUUGUUUAACAUGUUGCCCUGCUCUAACACACCUGAUUCAGAUGAACAGCUCGUGAUCAGCUGACCAUUUGAAUCAGGUGUGUUGGAGCAGGGCAACAUCUAAAACAUGCAGGGCAGUGUUCCCUGAGGACCAGGGUUGGGAAACACUAGUUUAGGGGACAAGCUUUUCCUUCAUGUUCAGUUGUAUUGCACAGGGCCUGUUUGUCUUGAUAUAUGAUUCCUUAUAAAAGAGUGUUAUGCUAAUGCAUGGAGGUGGCUGGUAAAGAUGUUAUUACCUGGUAAUAAAGAAAUAAGAAGCCACCUCCUGACAAAAGGUCCCAGAUUCUGGAACUACUGUGUUUAUCUGGGUCGAGCAGAUUUUUGAUUAUGCUCUGCUGCUUGUACACUUUUUUUCUUUUUUCCACAGGAUGUCUGAGGGUUUGACUGUUGAUUGAACAAGUCAUUUAAAGAUUACCGUGGGCUCAAAUCGUUGUUGUUUUUUUUCCCCAGAAUCUUAAUUUUAUCAUACAUCAGGACUAAGAAGUACCUGCAAAAAGUUUGUCCUUUUUCAUUUCACGUUAAAAUGCUCUAUAAUGUUUAAUUAAGCCAACAUGUAGUUCUAAAAAGGCCACAAGGUGGAGCCAACUUCAUGGAUUAUAAUGAUCCUUUUCAAGAGUUGAGUUCAACAUGAAACUAAAAUGUGAGGUAAGGUGACUUCAUGUUUUACAAAGAUUUAAAUAAUAUUAAAAACUUUUUGGUCAGGA